Messenger RNA from Beta vulgaris subsp. vulgaris (sugar beet), 543 nucleotides. RefSeq lists its product as uncharacterized. NCBI's taxonomy places the organism in Eukaryota, Viridiplantae, Streptophyta, Magnoliopsida, Caryophyllales, Amaranthaceae. The transcript has 2 exons. Gene Ontology annotation, molecular function: zinc ion binding; nucleic acid binding. Bases 1 to 543 code for a protein of 180 amino acids. The record is from RefSeq and is a predicted model, not a curated record.
AUGUAUCAACAACAAGCUCGGAUAGAGAGGUAUGAAACUCAUAAGGCUAUUAUUGAGUGUUCGUUAGUUGAAGGCAAGCUGGUCGCCACUCAUGUCUUCGAAAUGAUUGGUUAUUUCGAAGCCAUGGAGAGGUUGGGCUUUCCUUAUAGCCAAGAGUUGGCUACUGACAUCAUUUUGCACUCACUUCAUAAGGGGUUCAAUAUGUUUCGAUUGAAUUUCAAUAUGAACGGGGUGUCGAAAACCCUUGCUGAGUUGCAUGGGAUGCUCAUGACUGCCGAGCAAAACAUCACUAUUGCACCUAAGAAGGAAGUUCUUAUGGUUCAAAAGGAAAAGGGUUUUAAGAAGGAAUGUGCUGGCAAGAAAAAGCAAGAUAAGGGCAAGCAAGUUGCCACUAAGACUGCUAUUAAGCCACAGGCAAAGGCAAAGCCAAAGGUGACCGCAAAUGCCAAGUGCUUCUAUUAUGAUCAAAUAGGUCAUUGGAAGCGUAACUGCCCAAAGUACUUGAAGGAUAAGAAGUCUGGGGCUUCUUGGACUAAGGAGUAG